Molecule: messenger RNA, 888 nt
Organism: Penicillium soppii
Lineage: Eukaryota; Fungi; Ascomycota; Eurotiomycetes; Eurotiales; Aspergillaceae
Exons: 2
Coding region: 1-888 (295 amino acids)
Biological process (GO): mitochondrial respiratory chain complex III assembly
Cellular component (GO): mitochondrion
Source: RefSeq, a predicted model, not a curated record
AUGUCAUCCAAGAGACUAUCAACACUGUGGCCGCGCGAUAUCCGCGGGUCCCAAAACAUAUGUCUUUCCAGAAGCGCCACUCGCAUCCCGACACCGCUGGCAUCCGCCUCCGUGUCCACGCGGGAAUCCCCAAUGAAUUCGAUCUUCGCCAGAUCAUAUGCCCAAGGCAAGGUGUCUGACCUGGCCAAGAACUUCCGGCGGCCCGGAAACGCCGCCGAGAACUAUGUUGCAUAUGGUAUGACACAGAAGCUCUUCGAGGCUUGUUCAAGCAAAGCGGAUUACAAAAUCCCCCAGGCAUCGCAAAAGGGAGCGGAGGUUCCCAAGACGGAAGCUGGUGAGGAUCUUGGUGUAGGAGAGAGCUGGUGGUAUAAAGAGCUCGGCCUCAAGCCAACCUUCUCUACUUGGUCCCAAGUUACUUUCCUUCACAUGUACCUGUUGACCGUCCGUCUUCGUGCCCUUCCAACCCGCGAAAGCGUGACUACCUACUCCCGCCAUCUGAUUGAUCACUUUUCGCACGAAGCGGAGCACCGCAUGGAUGUGUAUCACGAUCUGGGAAGUCGUACCAUUCGCAACAAAUAUUUGAAAGAUCUAUUUAUUCAAUGGCGUGGAAUCAUCGCCGCUUAUGACGAGGGUUUGGCCAAGGGCGAUGCGGUGUUGGGCGCCGCUGUCUGGAGAAACCUCUGGAAGGGAGGCCAGACCGGACCGGACGGAGAGGAAAUUGAUUGGGCCAAGGUUGCGCAAGUGGUUGUCUACAUGCGUCGAUCCUUGGCGGAGCUAUCACAGAUGGAAGAGGUUGAUCUCGUGUUCGCACUUGCUAGCGGGGACAAGAACGCCGGUAUCUUCGAACACUCCGAGUCGGACAAGAAGCUUGUCGAGGCAAGCAACUAG